Malania oleifera is the source of this 888-nucleotide messenger RNA. RefSeq names its product glutathione transferase GST 23-like. The record is from RefSeq and is a predicted model, not a curated record. NCBI's taxonomy places the organism in Eukaryota, Viridiplantae, Streptophyta, Magnoliopsida, Santalales, Ximeniaceae. Gene Ontology annotation, cellular component: cytoplasm. The coding region runs from base 103 to 831 and encodes 242 amino acids. Gene Ontology annotation, molecular function: glutathione transferase activity. Gene Ontology annotation, biological process: glutathione metabolic process. The transcript is spliced from 2 exons.
AUCAGAUAAUUUAGUUGGUCAAGAAAACACACAAGCUUACUGUCAACUUUUCCCUAGUUUUCUAUUAUAAAGCUUGGAGACUUGGAGUAGAGCCCAAGCAAGAUGUGCCAUUCAAUGUACUUAUGGACUCGCCAGGCAGGAAAAAUAACACGCCUACUCCACCAAAUGGAAGAAGUAAAGCUGCUGGGGGCUUGGCCUAGUCCAUUCAGUUACAGAAUUAUAUGGGCUCUGAAACUCAAGGAUGUGAAAUACCAGUAUCUAGAAGAGGAUGUUCACAACAAGAGUGCUCUGCUUUUGCAAUACAAUCCUGUUCAUAAGAAGGUACCUGUCUUGGUUCAUGGUGAAAACCCAGUUGCAGAGUCCACCGUCAUUCUCGAGUACAUCGAUGAGAUGUGGCCACAGAAUCCACUCCUUCCUGGAGCCCCUUAUGAGAGGGCCAUGGCUAGGUUCUGGGCAAAAUUUGGCGAGGACAAGAGCCCGACAUUUUUCGCAUUCUUCCAUACUGUUGGGGAAGAACAGGAAAAGGCAAUAGAAGAAGCCAAGGGACUGCUGAAAAUCUUAGAAGAGCAUGGCCUUGGGGAGAAGAAGUUUUUUUGUGGGAACGAGAUCGGGUUGACUGACCUGGUUUGGGGGUGGAUUGCUGGCUGGCUUGAAGUCAUGGAAGAAGCAGUUGGCGUGAAACUGCUGGAAGCUGAUCACCUCCCUCAGUUAUGGGCAUGGACUAAAAAUUUUAAGUCAGCCCCUGUGAUCAGAGAUAACCUUCCUGAUCGAGAUGGAAUGUUGGUGUAUUUCAAAUGCCUACGGGAGAAGUUUGUUGAUUCAGCAACAUGAGAAAUAUAUGAUUUGAAAUAUGUUUCUGAAUUUAAUUGAUGCCUACUGCUUUUUUCC